Labeo rohita (rohu) is the source of this 6236-nucleotide messenger RNA. RefSeq names its product integrin, alpha 1 (gene itga1). The coding region runs from base 201 to 3767 and encodes 1188 amino acids. The transcript has 30 exons. Lineage: Eukaryota; Metazoa; Chordata; Actinopteri; Cypriniformes; Cyprinidae. The record is from RefSeq and is a predicted model, not a curated record. Gene Ontology annotation, cellular component: integrin complex; external side of plasma membrane. Gene Ontology annotation, biological process: cell-matrix adhesion; integrin-mediated signaling pathway; cell adhesion mediated by integrin. Gene Ontology annotation, molecular function: integrin binding.
GUCAGUCAAGUUCUAGUUCAGGCAUAAGGUGUGAGAUCUAGAUGAGCACUGGGACGUCGACUGCGGAGGAAAUGCCCUCUAGCUAACGCUAAGAGUAACUGAAUCGAGUUUUUGCCUCCAGUCGAGCUGCUGCCCAGUUGAGCGUCUGUGCUUCCAAGGAACGGAGCCUCAUAUCAAGGCUCUGACAGCGAACCGGGAAGAUGCUUUCUGGAGUCGUUCAUUUCUCACUAGCAGCGCUUCUGGCUCUGCUGCCAUGGUUGUCAUGUUUCAAUGUGGAUGAGAAGAACCAGAUGUCAUUCAGUGGACCAGUGGAGGACAUGUUCGGAUACACUGUCCAACAAUUUAAGAACAGUGAGGGAAAGUGGGUUCUGAUUGGUUCUCCUCUGACUGGACAGCCGGCUAAACGGACUGGAGACGUCUACAGGUGCCCUGUGGGACAAAACAAAAGCACUGUAUGUGAAAAAUUCCUUUUGCCAGAAAACACAACAAUUCCGAACAUAAAUGAAGUGAAGGAAAACAUGACUAUGGGGACGACGCUGGUGGUUAACCCAGAUGGCAAUGGCUUUCUGGCCUGUGGUCCUCAAUACGGCUAUAUGUGUGGAAAGCAGCAAUAUGUCACUGGGAUCUGCUCGAACGUCAGCUCCUCCUUCAAAGUCCUCAACUCCAUCGCUCCCACUGUACAAGAGUGCAAGCAGGAUAUGGACAUUGUCAUAGUGCUGGACGGUUCCAAUAGCAUCUACCCCUGGGAACCCAUCACCACAUUCCUGGUCAAAUUUCUGCAGAACAUUGAAAUCGGACCAGCCCGGGUGGGCAUUGUGUCGUACGGAGACUAUGUCGGCCACGUCUUCAACCUCAGCCAGUUCAGUAACAAAAACGACCUUCUUAAGGAAGCUGCUCAGAUACCUCAAAGAACCGGCCACAAAACCAUGACAGCUCUCGGCAUUGAUACGGCAAGGAAAGAGGCCUUUACAGUGGAACGAGGAGCAAGACCAGGGGUCAAAAAAGUCAUGGUGAUCGUCACAGAUGGCGAGUCACAUGACCACUUCAAUUUGAAAAACGUCAUUGAUGAGUGUGAACGAGAUGGGAUUGAGCGAUUCGCUGUUGCUGUCCUUGGUGACUAUAAUCGACAGAACAAAAGCACUGAAGAAAUAAAGAAGUUCACUGAUGAAAUUGAAUUCAUUGCUAGCGAGCACAAAAGUGAUCACUUCUUCAAUGUGUCGGAUGAAUUAGCAUUAGUGACCAUCGUGGAUGCCUUAGGAAGCAAAAUCUUUGCUUUAGAAGCCACAUCUGAGAAUCACACCUCCUCCUUUGAGAUGGAAAUGUCUCAGUCGGGAUUCAGCGCUCACACGUCUAAAGCAGGUGUGAUGCUGGGAGCCGUAGGCGCUUUUGACUGGAGUGGGACUGUAGUGAUGCAAGAAGGGCAAGAGUUUGUUGUUCCCCAAAAGAACACCUUCCACGACCUGUCAGUGCAGAGAUACGAAGGCAUAGCGGGAUAUGUAGGUUAUGACGUGCAGUCGGCGUACACACCCAAUGGGGUGUUGUACAUAGCAGGUGCACCACGGUUUAACCACAGCGGGCGGGUGACGGUGUACCGCUUUGACGGAGAAAAUGUCACCAUAACACAAACACUGAAAGGAGAGCAGAUCGGCUCCUAUUUCGGCAGCGUUCUCCAGACGCAUGACAUCGACCGUGACAAUUACACUGACAUCCUUCUGGUAGGAGCCCCCAUGUAUAUGGGUCCAGAGAGGGACGAACAAGGUCAAGUCUACGUCUACAAACUCAAUGAGGAUGGGCUGUUUGAGCAUGAGAUGACGCUGAAGCCGGUGAAUCAGACCUGUUGUACGGCUCACUCCCAGAGCAACUGUAAGAGCGUGAGUAAGAACGAGCCCUGCGGCGCACGCUUCGGCACUGCCAUCGCUGCCGUUCCUGACCUCAACCUGGAUGGCUUCAGUGACAUAGUGAUCGGAUCACCUCUGGAGAACGACCACAGGGGGGCGGUGUAUAUUUACCACGGCUUUCAAAAAUCCAUAAAGGAGAAGUAUGUACAGCGCAUUGCUGCUGGAGGUGACGGAGAGAGCAUGAAGUUCUUCGGCCAGUCAAUUCACGGCAUCAUGGAUCUGAACGACGACGGCAUCAUUGACGUCACUAUCGGAGGAAUAGGAGGCGCCGCGCUUUUCUGGUCUCGGGAUGUCGCAGAGCUUCUUGCCGAGAUGACCUUUGACCCUAGCAAGAUCAAUCUGCAGCAGACGUGUCAGGUUCAAGGGCGGACCACAGUAUGUGUGAAGACCAAAGUGUGCUUCAAAUAUCGAAUCAAGUCUGACAAAGAAACAAGCACAGAAACGGUUAUCAGGUACAGUUUGACUCUGGACUCACUGAGAGCGAUUGCUAGAGGACGGUUUAAUGAAACGGACAGCAGGAAACUGCUGAGGAACGAGUCGAUCGUCAACGAGCUUUGCAGAGAGCACACCUUCUACACGUCGGAUAAACUGGAUUUCAGAGACCCCAUUAUGGUCACGCUGGAAUUCGGUUUAGCGGAUGAAGACUCGGGUCCAGUUCUAGACGGGGAAUUACCGACGUCACUCAACAAGACUAUUGCAUUAGUAGACUGCGGGAAUGAGGACAAGUGUGUCGCUAAUCUACACCUUAAAGCUGCUGCAAACAUCUCAAGUCUUCUCAUAAAAAGCAACCAGGAGAAAUUCUAUGUCAACAUCGACAUCCACAACAGCAGAGACAAUGCCUACAAUACUAAGGUUACACUGAGCCACACGGAAAAUAUCAACUAUGUGAAAGUGGAGCCCAAAGAUAAGGACUGUGAGACGAAUCAUACCAGAAUAGUAUGUGCGGUUGGAUAUCCUUUCCUUAAAUCUAAUAAAAAGGAAAGCUUUAGAAUCCAGUUUGAGCCUAAUCCCGCUCAUAUUCGGAAGGACAUUGUGAUCAAUGUUAAUGCAACCACUGAUAGCGAGGAGUCAAAUUCAGCACUGAAUGACAACUUUGUGAGCAUCGUCAUCCCUGUGAAGCACGAAGCCAACCUGAGAUUUACAGCGCAUACAAAGGAUCACCACCUCAUCUUUAAAGAUAAGGAGUCGAUACCCAGUGUUUUUAACCACACUAGUGUAAUCGGCGACGAGGUGAAAAUCAGCUACACGAUCCUGAGAGAGAGAGAUCCUGACAUGCCAAGUCCUCCGCUGCUGCUCUAUAUAAUGUUCCCGUAUCAAACGCCUGUUAAAAACUUUCUGCUGUACUUGACAGAUGUCUCCCUCACAGCGGGCAUCAGCUGUAAUGCCAGCAAACUGAUUAACCCUUUAGGCAUCAAGCCUGAAAAGCCUUAUACAGUGAAUUCUAAAAAAGAGACCUUGAGCCCUUUUCUUUUGAGUUGCCAAGAAAAAGAAAAUCCCUGCGUGUCAUUUAGCUGCUCCAUCCCACCUGGAGACUUCACGCAGAUCAACACCACUUUCAGAGUAUGGCGACCCACCUUCAUCAAAGGAGAAUUUUCCAACAUUCACAUGACUGUCAACGCCAGGCUGGAGAUCAAGGAGUCGGAACUGUUUAUAUUAAACGAUAAUGUCAGGACCAGAGAGGUAAAGAUUCAAGUCACCAAAGACAUACGAAGUGGAAUCCCACUAUGGAUUAUUAUCCUUAGUAUUCUUAUAGGACUUUUAAUACUGGCACUUGUCAUCUUUGCUUUAUGGAAGGCUGGAUUCUUCAAGAGAAAGUCGGUUGAGGACAUGAAGGAAGAUAUGAAGGAAGAUAUGAAGGACGCUAAUUGAAGCCUGUGGAUCUGUAGCCUCCAUCCCUCAGGUCAACUCAUACUUCACCGCUAGCCAAGAUCAUGGAGAUCACAAAGCAGAAGCAUCACCAGGAACAUUCAGAAAUAUGAAGAUCAGAGUCAUGUACGACAUCUGGGUUCACAACUAGUGUCUAGUAGAGCAUACCAAAGAGAACCCAGCGCUUUGCUUGACACUUUGAUUUAUCUUCAUAUUGCUCACUGCAAAAUUCGACUGAAUGUGAACUCAAGCAAACCUCUAAGACGCCAGAAGAUUGGUGGAUAUUUUGCCAAACCACGAUAGUCAAGCUUGAAUGGCAAAGCACCAAAGAUUCAUCUUGACUGAACUCGACAUCCCACCAGCCACCCUUGGACCUCUAUCUGUAAUCCUUCUACAACAUUCAUCAUCAGCAUUGCCAGGAACAGGAACCUGUCCUGGCAACGUCCCGUAAUCACAACCAUACACUCUUAUUGGCAACAGAUUGAAAUAUGGAGGUCUGCUCCAAUAACUCACUUUUAGAGCUUGUUUUGAUGAAGCACUGUACAGUAAUGUUUUUCAGUUCGAAGCGUUUGUUUCGAUUAGUGUUAUGGGCUAUUGGCACAUUCCUUUUUUUGUUCACAAAGCGGUUUUUGGCACUGACGUUUUUCACGCUUUUUGUCUUCAAGAAUGAAGAGGAAAAGGUCUGUACUGUAAAUGUAAAGCUUUAAAGUGUAUAUAAAGUUAUGUUUGCAAUAUCACAUUAAUGAUAAAUUAAUGGCUUUAUCAGAUUUAUUACAUCAACUGUACUCGGUGCGAUAACCUGUCUUGUUUUCUGAGGUAGAAAGCCUUCCCGCAAUAUUUCUCAGGUAUUCCAAAUGGGUUGAAGUGAAUGUCUUGAAUCAUAAAAUUGGACUGCCAUUGACUUUCUUGUUCGAUUUUUGCCAUAUGUAAAUAUCAGGAAAACAAUUACUUGACUGAAACAGAAAUGUUAAGGCUUAAGUGUGUAAUAUGCACCACUCUAGCACCAAACUAAAUCAUGACUGUUUUCAAACAGGAUUGCCAAACGCUCUCCUAUUGGUUGAUUGCCCCGUCCUAAACUCACACUAUUGGCUGAGUCAGUGGUGCUGUUGUCGGGCAGAUCAAACAAACAGAGAAAUGUUUUGAGAUCACCUCAAAGACAGAGUGUUUAUACUUUUAAGGGGAUUCACCAACAAGUUUGACUCUUAAUAUUAAUCUGGAGUAGAAGAAAGUGUUUUAACAAUAGAAAAAUGUUAUGAACCCUUAAUGGAAGCACUUUCUCCGAAACAACAGAAAUAUCACACACAGAGUGCACAAAUGCACCACUAUACAUAUACAUGAGACUAAAUUACAGAUAUUGCAAAGUGUGCAAUCAAACAUACAGUAUGAGUAUGAGUGCCUUAAUUGUGAUGCUCUGGGUCUUUGAAUGGGAAGAAGAAUCUUUCUUUGCCUUUUUAUGUCACUUAAGCAUUAAUUUAUUUAAUAAUGCUUUAAGGCAAUGAUUUCUGGUUCUGGUUCCACAGUUGUUGUUUUUUUCAGUGGUUUUUCUUUCUUAGACCACUUUUUCCUUCCCCUUUCUCCUUAUUUUUGCAUAAAAACCUAAAAGGCAGUGUUAAAAAAGGUGAAACUGACUUUGCAAGAUUUUGCAUAGGACGAAGCACCACAAUUUACAUGUUAAAGUCAAGUUUCCAUUGACCGGCAUCAGUUUCAACAUAUGUGGUUUUUGAUGUUCCUCUCUUUGCCAGAAAUGCUAUUUGUGGCAUGCUAGAACUUCAGCUUGACUCUCAAGUGUGAAUAUUGAAGCUAUUAAGCUGAUAAUGAUCAGUCUCAGUUCUGAUUUAUAUGAGUGCUAAAUAUAAUUCCAAAUAUAAUUUAAUUUUAAUUAAAUGGGUGGUUUAAUAGGACCCUCAUUCAUUGGUAAAAAAGAUAAAUUGAGUGAUUUUUUUUCCCUUUUCUUUCUUUUUUUGGAAAACAAGAAAAGAGUGCAUGCAAUGAUGUGAACAGUGCAGGAAGUUUCAGAAAAAGGGCUUUCUUUCAUUUUCAUGUGGUACUGCCUUAUGAUGUGUAGUAUACGUGUAUAAAUGUCAUUUCAAUAAAAGCUACUUUUUUUUUGUUUGAGUUAGCAUAAGUUCACAGACUCAUAUUUGGCACUGUAACGGUAACAUCCACUGUUAUACUUUUUUUUUUGUACAUUUAAUGAGAUGCCAACCUUGAUUCUACUGUAUAAAAUAUCACAAUCAACUGCAUUCAUGUUUCAAACACUUGUUUAAAAAUAAGUUGGUGAAAACUCAGAUGGGACCGUUGGUCUUGAGCACCUGUCAGAUACUCUGCUGUGAAGUUUAUAUGUAAUGCACUGGUUUGUCAUAUUGUACAUACUUUUCAGCACGGAUUUAAAAUACCUUGCACAUAUUGUCAAAAAAACGUGCGCAGAAAAAAAAAUAAAUGCUUAUUUUGUAAUUUAGACACUUUAGGAGA